Messenger RNA from Annulohypoxylon truncatum, 1796 nucleotides. RefSeq lists its product as uncharacterized. The record is from RefSeq and is a predicted model, not a curated record. The transcript is spliced from 5 exons. Lineage: Eukaryota; Fungi; Ascomycota; Sordariomycetes; Xylariales; Hypoxylaceae. The coding region runs from base 314 to 1300 and encodes 328 amino acids.
AUGCUACGACAUAGAGGGGAGCUAGACUACAAUGCCAAAUGAAACGACAAGUUCCCAAUAACAGCCAGACAAUACCCUGUUUUCAGGAGAGCGUGUAUUCCGCUGGGCCUCUGGAAGAUCAGGAGGGCUCCCGAGGUAUUGAAAGGUGGAUGCGCUGUCCAACACCACCAAUAUCAGUAAGACUAGCCGAGGACUCAUUUGAUAGAGAAACAACCACGAAGACUCGUGAGCAGAGAGUUCAGGGGAAAAUCGCCGCAUUUGAAAGUGUGAUAUAUUCUGGAUCUUAACGUCUUGAGGUCUUGGCACAUAAAGCAUGUCACUUAAGCGGCAUCGGCCAUGUGGAAGUGAUGGAAACCUUGGUGCUUCAUCUAUGCCCAACCAAGGAGGGGCAGUGGUCCUUUUGAGCAAAGUGAUCGAAUUAUUUGAUGAAGAGGCUCACGAUCUUACUCACAUCGAGGAGCAUAAGGACAACUUAGCUUGCCCUUUCUGGAAACAUAACCCCUCCCGGUAUUUGCAUGUCACAAGCGCAUGUACGAACCGCUUUGGUUUCAAGGAUAUUGGAAAGCUGACAGAACAUAUCAAAAGAGUGCAUUGUCUGUGGAACGGCUGUGAGAGAUGUGGCAAGAGAUUCAACAAAUACAAAUUGGAACAAGUCCGCGAAGAGAAACAGAAGCAUAUGUUGAGUUGUACAAAUCCAGAUAAAUGGCGGAAAGACUCAGAUGCCGAGUGGAUGACCGAAGCGCAGGAUGAAGCGUAUGGACAACUCAAUUUCCAGAAGGACAAGGGCAAUCCAGAUCAAUGCUACAAGAAGAUUUGCCGUGCAUUAUGGGGGCCAAACUACCACAACGAGAUCCCAGAGCCCUAUCACCGGCCCGGUUUCGAUUAUUCUGUUCUUCGUUGGAAAUUCGUGAAAAAGUUGGAACGGCUGGAACUCCAGAAAAGACCCGAAGGAUCGUACCAAAAUGCCAGAAACGAGACCGCGAUAUCAGCGCCACCGCUUGUUCAUAAUCAUGACCCGAUGCUUUCUCAACAGGCAUUGAGUGACUUGUCGAGCGGGCCUCAACCCUUCUACAGAUCCCAGAAUCGAAAAGAUUCAGGCGUAUGGUCAUAUGAUCGCAGCUCAGAGAACCAGUUAGCUUUCGCUAAACCCACAGUGCUGGACUACGCCUAUGAUGAUGGGGGCAUCGAGGAUCAUUCGGCAAUGGCCCAAAUGACCGGAGCUUGGGACAACUUUUCGGUUCCAAAUGGACAUCCAAGUCUUGAGCUUGAUGAGGACGGCGAUGAAGGUUUUGGGUUGUAAUCGGCAAACUUAGUACUAAGCAAUUUCUAGGUAUAUAUCGUGGCAGGGAUGAGCGAUGACGAUACGCUUAACGAACAGGCCCCCUUUCUUGUUAUAUAUUUCCAGGUAUAUAUGUUUAGCGCCAAAUAUGCAUCGUCGAUUCGUUUAGCACCGUACGAAGUUGGGCUUUUGCUUCAUAUCGUCUGUGGAGCUUCCCAGGCAGUUAGCCAUCGACCGGUGUCACUUAGUCUAUUAAACUAGCUAAUGCAGGGGUCUUGGCCACAUAGUAUCCCGGCCUAGGUCGGAAGUCUCAGGGCUUGCUUUAUCUUAAGACUUGAAUCGUCACAGCUUUCCGAAGCUAUCAUCAAGCCAACCCUUCGAAAAAAUUACAACAUAUUAUAUCCCCGAUACGCCUUAAAAUGCACCUUCAUGUCCAUAGCCCAUAAAUAAAUGAAAAGGGGUUAAAAUCUACCCGAAAAAUUCCGCCUUCCUGGUGCUGGCUGCGUGAAUUCCCUGC